AUGGCACGCCGCUUCUGCCACGACGACUACACAGUAGGGUGGGUGAGCGCCUUGCCCAUCGAGCUCGCGGCAGCGCAAGAGAUGCUCGACGAACAGCACGAUGAUCUCCCCCGGGCCGGCGACGACCCCAAUAUAUACACUCUUGGGCGCAUUGGCAAGCAUAACGUCGUCCUUGCCUGCCUACCCGCAGGACGGACCGGCACUAAUUCCGCCGCCUCGGUCGCUGUACAGAUGAACUCAUCCUUCCGCGCCAUUCGUUUUGGACUGAUGGUUGGGAUCGGAGGUGGCAUUCCAAGCGAGCACGCUGAUAUUCGAUUAGGGGAUGUUGUGGUGAGCCAGCCGGGUAAAGGACACGGCGGAGUCAUCCAAUUUGAUUACGGAAAGUCAAAGCCGAACGAAUUUGAACGAACCGGCUUCCUGAAUUCCCCUCCUCCAAUCCUCCUCAGCGCCGUGUCGAAGCUGCAAGCGAAACACAGACGAAGCAAGAGCGAGUUUGUAUCACACAUCUCCAGACCCGGCAAGCAGUCUGAAUUCGACCGAGAUAAAGCGGGUGAUGACAUAUUGUUCGAAGAGGGCUACGAUCAUGUUGGGGCGGACACCUGCGCAUCAUGCGACAAGGCAAGGAUACUACAGCGCGAUGGGCGGACGACGGACACGCCUGAAGUGCACUACGGCGCAAUUGCCUCGGGAAACCAGGUAAUGAGGGACGGCACAACCAGAGCCAAGAUUAGCUCGGAGGUUGGAGGCGCCCUCUGCUUCGAGAUGGAGGCAGCGGGCCUGAUGAACAGCUUGCCAUGCCUGGUUAUCCGCGGGAUAUGCGACUACGCAGACUCGCAUAAGAACAAGAGGUGGCAGCCUUAUGCGGCUCUAACGGCAGCAGCGUACGCGAAGGAUUUGCUGGAAGUUAUACCGGCGGACGAUGUAGCGAAGGCACGUACGGCCGAGGGAGCAACAACAGCCAUAUUAACACGAUCCAGUGAGUCAGCGAAAGUUAAUAUAUAUGUCACAUUAACUUUAGCAGGAAUUCCCGGGCCCAACCUGCUAGAACGUUUGUCCAAUUACAACUACCAAAGACAUUAUAACCGUCGAGCGAGCGAAAGGCUGAAGGGCACAGCUGAAUGGGUCUUGAAGGAGCCGGAUUUUGAGUCAUGGCUCUAUAACGGACCAUCUCGGUGUUUGUGGUUAACCGGCAUCAGUGUAGCUUCUAUGACCCAAAAAACGUCUAUCGAAGCCCACAAGAUUGGCAAACCAGUCCUCCAUUACUUUUUCCAUCACUCCUACCGCCAACACCUUACUGCGCGCUCUUUGUUCGAGAGUUACACAAAGCAACUCCUUCAUCAUUUGCAGACGAUCCAAAAACCCUGCCCUCCUGCUGUUAUUGGUCAGAUUAUUGAGUUCUACGCGCCCAAAAAGCGUCCUCCAUCUCUGGAUGAGGUGAUAGACGAGCUGAUAACGCCGCUUUCGACGACCAUAAGUGAAUGUACUUUCAUCGUCGACGGGCUCGAUGAAUGUAAUACGAAAGAGGUUUCGGAGGUUCUAAGAAUAUUCAAAAAGCUUCUUAGUGCUCCCUCAAAUAGAGUGCUAAUUGCCUGUCGUGAGGAAGUUGAUAUCACAAGAUCAAUUUCGGACGUUGUUUGCAUCCGGAUCACUCCCGAAAGGACCAAGGCAGAUAUGGAGCUGUUCAUCGGGUGCGAAGUCGACAGCAUGCAGUGUGGACGUCAAAUAUCUGAGAGUGAAAAUAUGCUCACAUAUAUCAAGCAGGAAUUGAUGAAGAAAGCCGACCGCAUGUUUCUUUGGGCCAAACUUCAAAUACAGCUGCUUUGGAAUAACUGCUCUGGAGAAGACGCAGUUGAUGCCACGAUAUACAGAUCUCUUCAACAGCUGCCAGAGGAAUUGAACGACAUAUACCAAACUUGUUUUCAGAAGGCGAAUCAGGACAAAAGGACGCAGUCUCUUGCCAGCAGAGCUCUAAAGCUAGUAUGCGCUGCCAGGGAACCAUUUCAAGUCAGUCAACUUCAGGAAGCGUUAGUGGUCGAUCCUAAAACUGGUGCACUGAAGAGUGAUCCGAUACAAAAGGGUGCCCUCCUGGCGUGUUGUACUAGCUUCAUUUCAGUGGAUACCAGUGGUGGAGACGAGCUUGUUCUUUUGGCUCAUGCUUCAGUUCGCCAAUUCCUGCUUGCACUACCAGGAGACCACGGUUCUAUCGAGCUAGAACUGGGCGAACUUUGUGUUGCUCAUCUCUACCGAAGCAUGCCAAUCCAGGACCUCACCAUUCAUAGCCAAGCUUCCUCUCAUGUGCGUCUACCGGUACCGACCAAUAUUGGAUUAUCUGUCGCAAAAACCGUGUUUCCAUGGCUCUCUCGAUACCAAAACCGUCGAUCAUCCGGUAUCUCCGGGAUCCGCUCAGUGGCUCCAGCUCGGCAGGUCAACCUUGGCUUUGAUCGUAAAUCGUUCAUAUCUUAUGCGAAAGAACACUGGACUCCACUUACGCGACACAUCACCACGGAUUCCUCACACUAUUCCAAAUUUAGAGAUCUUGCGCUGUCGAAUAAUAACGCAUGGUGGAUUUUUCCCUGGCAGAGGCACUACCACUCGCACGCUUCGCAUGUUGCUUCGUUAUAUAGCUGGUCCAUUAUGAAUUCGCACUAUGGACUUUUAGCACUUGCGAUCGAUCAGCGGCGCGAGGUUAAUACGUCGAUAUACAGUCUUCCCUUGUACGAUUGGGCCGGAAAAAGAACUCUGUACCCAUUUCAAGCCGUUGCGGAGACGGGUGAUGUUGACGUGGCUACACUCUUGUUGACAAUACUCCCAGAGAAAGAGUUGGAAGUUGGAGAGCCGAGUCCUCGGUUGAUUGCGAUUCAAAGAGAUCAUAAGCGAAUGAGACGCUUCCUAUCCAAAGCUAGGUUGUCGCGCACGCUGGCGACACUCUCUGGCCAUUCCGACGCGGUCAACACCGUCGCAUUCUCGCCGGACGGCAGGCGACUCGCGUCGGGCUCGAGUGACCACACAGUCAGGCUGUGGGACAGCGAGUCAGGGGCGCUGCUGGUGACGCUCUCUGACCAUUUCUACUCGGUCUACACCGUCGCGUUUUCGCCGGACGGCAGGCGGCUCGCGUCGGGCUCGGGCGACAGCACGGUCAGGCUGUGGGAUAGCGAGUCAGGGGUGACACUCACAACGCUCUCUGGCCAUUCCUACGAGGUCAACGCCGUCGCAUUCUCGCCGGACGGCAGGCGGCUCGCGUCGGGCUCGAGCGACAACAUAGUCAAGCUAUGGGACAGUGAGUCAGGGGCGGCGCUCGCGACGCUCUCUGGCCAUUCUGAAGGGGUCAAUGUCGUCGCAUUCUCGCCGGACGGCUGGCGACUCGCGUCGGGCUCGAGUGACCACACAGCCAGGUUGUGGGAUAGCGAGUCAGGGGCAGCGCUCGCGACGCUCUCUGGCCAUUCUGACGGGGUAAACACCGUCGCGUUCUCGCCGGACGGCAGGCGACUCGCGUCGGGCUCGAGUGACCACACAGUCAGGCUGUGGGACAGCGAGUCAGGGGCGCUGCUGGCGAUACUCUUUGGUCAUUCUAAGUCGGUCCGCGUCGUCGCGUUCUCGGACGGCAGGCGACUCGCGUCGGGCUCGAGCGAUUACACAGUCAGGCUGUGGGACAGCGAGUCAGGGGCGCUGAUGGCGAUACUCUCUGGUCAUUCUAACUCGGUCCGCGCCGUCGCGUUCUCGGACGGCAGGCGACUCGCGUCGGUCUCGGGCGACACGGUCAGGCUGUGGGACAGCGACUCAGGGGCACUGCUGUCGACGCUCUCUGGCCAUUCCAGCAUGGUCAACACUGUCGUGUUCUCGCCGGACGGUAGGCGGCUCGCGUCGGGCUCGAGCGAUUACACCGUCAGGCUGUGGGACGUCGAGGAAUAG
Molecule: messenger RNA, 3909 nt
Organism: Exophiala spinifera
Lineage: Eukaryota; Fungi; Ascomycota; Eurotiomycetes; Chaetothyriales; Herpotrichiellaceae
Exons: 3
Coding region: 1-3909 (1302 amino acids)
Biological process (GO): nucleoside metabolic process
Molecular function (GO): protein binding; catalytic activity
Source: RefSeq, a predicted model, not a curated record